Eubalaena glacialis (North Atlantic right whale) is the source of this 1135-nucleotide messenger RNA. RefSeq names its product dickkopf WNT signaling pathway inhibitor 2 (gene DKK2). Gene Ontology annotation, cellular component: extracellular region. The transcript is spliced from 4 exons. The coding region runs from base 210 to 989 and encodes 259 amino acids. Gene Ontology annotation, molecular function: receptor antagonist activity; co-receptor binding. The record is from RefSeq and is a predicted model, not a curated record. Lineage: Eukaryota; Metazoa; Chordata; Mammalia; Artiodactyla; Balaenidae. Gene Ontology annotation, biological process: multicellular organism development; negative regulation of canonical Wnt signaling pathway.
CAGGUCUUGCUUGGGUCGCGCUCCCUCCCGGUCUGAGGCGUGAGACUGAGUUCACACGGUGCUGGGCCCCCAAAGCCAAGUGGGGUUGGGGGAAACAGAGUCUGCGAGUCCCGGCGCCCCGAGCGUAGGGCCCCGUGUUGGGCUCCUCCCUCCCUCUGUAUCCGCACCCUUGCGGGCUUUGCCCCUCCCUGGGGACCCCUCGCCAGGAGAUGGCCACGCUGAUGCGGGGCAAGGACUCCUCCCGCUGCCUGCUCCUACUGGCCGCGGUGCUGAUGGUGGAGAGCUCACAGUUCGGCAGCUCGCGGGCCAAACUCAACUCCAUCAAGUCCUCUCUGGGCGGGGAGACGCCAGCCCAGGCCGCCAAUCGAUCUGCGGGCACAUACCAAGGACUGGCUUUCGGCGGCAGUAAGAAGGGCAAAAACCUGGGGCAGGCCUACCCUUGUAGCAGUGAUAAGGAAUGUGAAGUUGGGAGAUAUUGCCACAGUCCCCACCAAGGAUCUUCGGCCUGCAUGGUGUGUCGAAGGAAAAAGAAGCGCUGCCAUAGAGAUGGCAUGUGUUGUCCUGGCACCCGCUGCAAUAACGGCAUCUGUAUCCCCGUCACUGAGAGCAUCUUAACUGCUCACAUCCCAGCUCUGGACGGCACUCGGCACAGAGAUGGAAACCACGGUCACUACUCAAACCACGACUUGGGAUGGCAGAAUCUAGGAAGAACACACACUAAGAUGUCACAUAUAAAAGGGCAUGAAGGAGACCCCUGUCUACGAUCAUCAGACUGCACUGAAGGGUUUUGCUGUGCUCGUCACUUCUGGACCAAAAUCUGCAAACCAGUGCUCCAUCCGGGAGAAGUCUGUACCAAGCAACGCAAGAAGGGCUCUCACGGGCUGGAAAUCUUCCAGCGGUGUGACUGCGCAAAAGGCCUGUCUUGUAAAGUAUGGAAAGAUGCCACCUACUCCUCCAAAGCCAGACUCCACGUGUGCCAGAAAAUAUGACCACCUCUGAGGGCGGAAAAGCACCACUAGCAGACUGUGAAUCUGUGUAUUUAGUACAUUAUAGCAUGGCGACUUCAGAAGGGCUAAAGUGAGGAGUGUCACAAGAUUAUAGAUCACAGAAAGAGAAAGAAAAUGGAGCAGAUUAG